AUGGCCGGAGGUGGCUUUGGGGCCGCAUCGGGAGGCGGAGACUUUGAAGCAAAGAUCACGCCUCUAGUGAUCAUUUCUUGCAUAAUGGCCGCUAGCGGAGGCCUCAUGUUCGGUUAUGAUGUUGGUAUUUCAGGGGGUGUUACAUCCAUGCCUUCUUUCCUGAAACAGUUCUUCCCGGUUGUUUAUAAGAAGACUCAAGAGACUGGACUUGAGAGCAACUACUGCAAAUACGAUAAUCAAGGCUUGCAGUUGUUCACAUCUUCCUUGUACCUCGCUGCUUUAAUUUCAACCUUCUUCGCGUCGUACACAACCCGAUCCCUGGGGACGAAAGCUCACCAUGUUCAUUGCUGGGCUGUUAACCUUGCCAUGCUUAUCAUUGGGAGGAUCUUGCUUGGUUGUGGAGUUGGUUUUGCUAACCAGGCAGUGCCGCUUUUUCUUUCUGAGAUUGCACCCACAAGAAUUCGCGGGGCACUUAACAUACUCUUCCAGCUAAAUAUCACCAUUGGCAUUCUUUUCGCAAAUCUUAUCAAUUCUGGAACUGCCAAAAUUGAAGGGGGAUAUGGAUGGAGAGUGUCACUAGGUUUGGCUGGCAUUCCAGCAGGUAUGCUGACUGUUGGGUCCCUCAUUGUGGUAGACACACCUAACAGUUUGAUCGAACGAGGUAAGUUGGAGGAAGGAAAAGCAGUUCUUAAAAGGAUUAGGGGCGUUGACAAUGUGGAUCCAGAAUUCUUAGAGAUUGUGGAGGCAAGUCGUGUGGCAAAAGAAGUGAAGCAUCCUUUCAGAAACCUCCUUAAGCGUAGGAACAGACCUCAAUUGGUCAUUGCAAUUUGGAUGCAGAUUUUCCAGCAAUUCACUGGCAUUAACGCAAUCAUGUUCUACGCUCCAGUUUUGUUCCAGACCUUGGGAUUUAAGAGUGAUGCUUCCCUAUACUCAGCUGUUAUUACAGGAGCUGUCAAUGUCCUCUCAACCGUUGUAUCAAUAUACUUUGUCGACAGAGCUGGUCGGCGCGUGCUAUUGUUAGAAGCCGGUGUCCAAAUGUUCCUUUCUCAAUUGGUGGUUGCAAUAAUAAUGGGGACUCAAAGUGAAGGAUCACUCUAA
Molecule: messenger RNA, 1098 nt
Organism: Prunus armeniaca (apricot)
Lineage: Eukaryota; Viridiplantae; Streptophyta; Magnoliopsida; Rosales; Rosaceae
Source: the annotation of a GenBank genome assembly